AUGGACAGCUUAGGGCAGACCAGAUUUGAUACUGUAGAAGUAAGAUUUGGUUUUCCUUUAGAACGAUUUCAUACUGGAACUGGACCAUUUUACAAUAAUUUCCUUGAUCAAGUAGAAAUAAUACCUCGCACUAAUGAUCACGUACCAACGCCUCAAGCAAGAGUAUUGGAACUUAUGGAUCAAGCCAAUAGAAUAGUCAGGGACGUAAAGUCAUUAGGAUUUCUGGGCACAAAUUCCAUUGCAAGCAUGCUACAAGACGAUGCCAGUACCAACAGACAAUUUGAACAACACGAUCCAUUACAAGGAAACGUACUUGUAACAACCCAUAUUCCAGAAACUGAUUACAAACUGUUUAUAUUUGCAACGGGUGAAUCUUUAUCUCGAAUCGUGAUUGCGAUAUCUCGUUAUUCUGAUUUUUCUUUAAGCAAUGACUCGAAAAUCAGUUUACCAUUAGACGAGCUUGAUAUUAUUACAGUUGUAGAUCUACAGUAUCCAGUUCGACAGAUCACGAUAUCACCUUUAUCUAAUCGCGAACAGAUUAUAUUUGCUGUACGAACUACUUCCACCAUUUCACUCUAUUCAGUAAACGACAAGCGUGAUUGCCAACUGUUGCAUACUUUUAUCUUUUAUGAAAGAACAGUGACCAGUCCUCAAAUAGACUAUUCCAUGCCAAAUCAUGUAGUGAUGAGCCCAUAUAAGAAAUAUGAUUAUCUGUGUGUCACGACAAAUGGAUACGUUGCAUUGGUAGAUGGGAAAAAGGAUGAAAUUUUAUUUGAGGGAAGAGAUAAUACAACAAAGAAGAUUACUGAUUAUCGCUCAAAUCAUUGGUUAUGUGCUUUUGGAAGUACACCAUCCACUUACUUGAUAGUAUCUCCUGAAAGUAUAAGGCAAUGGACAGUAAAGGGAACGACAAUUGAGACAAAAACUAUUACAGCUUUUGAAGAUCGUAUUUAUGCAUUUCAAGAGUUUUCUGGGACAUCGUUAUAUUGCUAUUCAACAUUGAUGUAUGUUUAUAUUAUGGACAUUGAUGAUAAAAGACCAAUUGUUCGAUGGAGGCAUAUGAUGAGAGAUGGACCUCCAACUUGCCUACUUGUUGAUAGACUAAAGGAUAAUGAAUGGAGACUGUCUGCUUUCUCACCACACAAUCAACAUUUACAUUUGAUGAAUGUAAAGUUCUUUGAUCGCUCUACCAAACCCGAAAUUGGUCUCAUACGGUACCUUAGACUCAAAAAGAUGCCUUGUGAAAAUGAAGUCGAACCAGGCCUUCAUAUACCUGCGCAUGGAUUUUCUAUAGAGUCACACCCUAUUAUCAAUGGAGAUCGACCCACUUAUUUUUACAGCGUAUAUCGAUCAUUUGAUAAUGGGUCUCUUCAUGUGCAAUACAUCACCAUCGAUACAGAGCUAGCAUCAGCUAAAUUACAGCUUGUUCAAAAACCAAGAUAUUAUCUCGAAGGCCAUGAGUGUAUUCAAAAAUUGCAUUCCAACAUCAAGAUGGCGUUUUUACCAGAACACAGUUUAGGAAAGAAAUAUCUGAGAGAAGUGUAUCGGAUCAAUACCAAUCAAAUAUACAAAUACCUCAAUGAAAUAAACCCAGGAUCACAAUCGAUAGAUGACGAAACCAAGUUGGAGAUAGCAGAGAAAGUGAGAAGACUCGAAUCAUGCACGACUCUACAAGAGCUGAUACAAGAUGAAUCUUACUCUCUACAACACAUUACAUCGUUUGUGAAUGAAAUGAUGCUUAUGGAAAAUAUAGAAAUGGAUAGACCACCUGAACUACCUUCUAUUUCCAAAGAUCAAAGUAAACCGGUGGAUGUCGAUCUUCGAUCAAGACUACAGGCUGCACAUAAAAAGGAAAUAGAAACAUCAAGGAUGAUUUUACAUCGUCCACGAUCCAGUCUAGAUCACUUUCAAUAUCUUCCUUCUCAUGUAGAGCUAAAGCCUACAACAACAACGCGCAUCAUGGGAUCACUGUGGAAAAUUGGCGAGAAAGCUGGACAAGACCUCGUCUUUCCUGUUGUGGAUACAAAUGCGCGGUUACCAGCUCAUGUCCAAUUUCCACCUGCCAAGGAGACAAGUACUCAUAAUUUGGCACGUCGUCGUAGGCAUUCAGAGAUUUCUGGUGAUCUUGGCUGGCAUGAAAAUAUGGAAUACAGUAUGCCUACUGUUGUCAGCGUCAACAAGUCUUUAAAUAAUCAUACGACAACAACAACAACAACAACACGUCCAGUUGAAUAUUUAACACAGCCUUUGCCUGGUGCAUUUGGUUCACGGCCCACCAGUUCUUCCAAAAUGGAAAAGAAGAAGAAGAAGAAGACCAAAGUGGCUGGCUUCAAGUAG
Rhizopus microsporus ATCC 52813 is the source of this 2337-nucleotide messenger RNA. RefSeq lists its product as uncharacterized. The transcript has 9 exons. The record is from RefSeq and is a predicted model, not a curated record. NCBI's taxonomy places the organism in Eukaryota, Fungi, Mucoromycota, Mucoromycetes, Mucorales, Rhizopodaceae. Gene Ontology annotation, molecular function: RNA polymerase I core promoter sequence-specific DNA binding. Gene Ontology annotation, biological process: transcription by RNA polymerase I. Gene Ontology annotation, cellular component: fibrillar center. Bases 1 to 2337 code for a protein of 778 amino acids.